Messenger RNA from Bicyclus anynana (squinting bush brown), 4570 nucleotides. It is a transcript of the gene Vha100-1, whose product is annotated as V-type proton ATPase 116 kDa subunit a 1. Bases 180 to 2723 code for a protein of 847 amino acids. NCBI's taxonomy places the organism in Eukaryota, Metazoa, Arthropoda, Insecta, Lepidoptera, Nymphalidae. Gene Ontology annotation, molecular function: proton-transporting ATPase activity, rotational mechanism; ATPase binding. The transcript has 19 exons. Gene Ontology annotation, cellular component: vacuolar proton-transporting V-type ATPase complex; plasma membrane; vacuolar proton-transporting V-type ATPase, V0 domain. Gene Ontology annotation, biological process: vacuolar acidification; proton transmembrane transport. The record is from RefSeq and is a predicted model, not a curated record.
UCAUUCCUCAAAUGUCGCGUUGCGCAUGAAUGACGAGUCCGUCCGCUGGAAAAUCUUAUUGAUCGAUUUCCAUUUUAUUUCGGUUUCGUCGUCGCCGAGGUCCGUUCGCCCACGGAUGCGACGGACGUAGCUAAUAUUGGUUUUAUUUUUCCGUGAAUAGUGAUAGUAAACCCAGCAAAAUGGGGUCGUUGUUUCGCAGUGAGGAAAUGACUUUGUGUCAACUUUUUCUUCAGAGUGAAGCAGCUUAUGCCUGCGUGUCGGAGCUCGGAGAAUUAGGCCUGGUGCAGUUUCGCGAUCUCAACCCAGAUGUCAACGCGUUCCAACGCAAGUUCGUCAACGAGGUGCGGCGCUGCGAUGAGAUGGAGCGGAAGCUGCGCUACCUGGAGAAGGAGAUCAGGAGAGACGGCAUCCCCAUGCUGGAGAUACCGGGCGAGGUGCCUGAGGCGCCCCAGCCGAGGGAGAUGAUUGACCUUGAGGCCACAUUCGAAAAGCUCGAAAAUGAACUGCGCGAAGUCAACCAGAACGCAGAAGCCCUGAAGAGGAAUUACCUCGAGCUGACCGAACUCAAACACAUAUUGAGGAAGACGCAAGUAUUCUUUGACGAGCACGAGGGUGGUGCCAGUACCACUGAGUCGAUGACGCGCGCCCUGAUAUCCGACGACCCCAACAAACAUAUGGGACAGGUCCAACUAGGUUUUCGGGAUAAACAAGAAUCCUUGGAAUUCCUGCCUUGUUUCGUUGCUGGUGUAAUUCUACGAGAGCGUAUCCCGGCCUUUGAGCGGAUGUUGUGGCGUGCUUGUCGGGGAAACGUUUUCCUGAGGCAGGCUGAAAUUGAUACACCUUUAGAAGAUCCGUCGUCGUCGGACCAGGUGUACAAAUCCGUGUUCAUCAUCUUCUUCCAAGGAGACCAGUUGAAGACCCGUGUGAAGAAAAUAUGCGAGGGUUUCAGAGCGACCCUCUACCCUUGUCCCGAGGCCCCCGCAGACAGGAGGGAGAUGGCCAUGGGCGUUAUGACCAGGAUCGAGGACUUGAACACGGUCCUCGGCCAAACCCAGGACCACCGUCACCGCGUGCUGGUGGCCGCCGCCAAGAACAUCAAGAACUGGUUCGUCAAAGUGCGCAAGAUCAAGGCCAUCUACCACACCCUUAAUCUUUUCAAUUUGGACGUGACCCAGAAGUGUUUGAUUGCUGAAUGCUGGGUGCCUGCGUUGGAUUUGGAGACCAUCCAGUUAGCUCUCAGGAGAGGCACGGAGAGAAGCGGUAGUUCCGUGCCGCCCAUCUUGAACCGUAUGGAGACCCUCGAGGACCCGCCCACGUACAACCGCACCAACAAGUUCACGUCCGCCUUCCAGAACCUCAUCUACGCGUACGGCGUCGCCACAUACCGGGAAGUGAAUCCUGCGCCGUACACGAUAAUAACGUUCCCGUUCCUGUUCGCGGUGAUGUUCGGCGACCUGGGCCACGGCGCCAUCAUGGCGGUGUUCGGCUUCUGGAUGUGCUACAAGGAGAAGCCGCUGCAGGCCAAGAAGAUCGACUCCGAGAUAUGGAACAUCUUCUUCGGCGGUCGCUACAUAGUUCUGCUCAUGGGACUAUUCUCCAUGUACACGGGUCUGAUAUACAACGACAUCUUCUCCAAGAGUCUGAACAUCUUCGGCUCGUCGUGGCGCCAGAACUACAACGAGUCCACUCUGACGACCGCCAAGAGUCUGCAGCUGAACCCCGACUCGAUGGAUUACUUGCAGCACCCUUACCCCUUCGGCAUUGAUCCUGUGUGGCAGUUGGCGGAAGCGAACAAGAUCAUCUUCAUGAACGCGUACAAGAUGAAGAUCUCCAUCAUAAUCGGCGUGUUCCACAUGCUGUUCGGUGUGUGCCUCUCUCUGUGGAACCAUCUGUACUUCAAGCGGCGCAUCAGCGUGUACGUGGAGUUCAUCCCUCAGAUCCUGUUCCUCCUGCUGCUGUUCUUCUACAUGGUGCUGCUCAUGUUCAUCAAGUGGACCAGCUACGGACCCUCGCCGCCCAACUUUGACGACGUGCGCACCAGCGGCUACUGCGCGCCGUCCAUCCUGAUCACGUUCAUCAACAUGAUGCUUUUCAAGACCGACCCCAACAUGCGCACCGACUGCGACGACACCAUGUUCGCCGGCCAGAUGGGCCUGCAGAAGUUCUUCGUGAUCGCCGCUUUGAUGUGCGUGCCGGUGAUGUUGUUCGGAAAGCCAUACUUCAUCAUGAAGGAGCAGAAGGCUCGCGCUAGCCAGGGGCACCAGAGCAUCGAGGCGUCGGCCGAGAACGGCACGGCGGGAGGCGCGCCCGUGCCCGCCUCCGCGCACCACGACGAGGACAUCACCGAAGUCUUCAUCCACCAGGCCAUCCACACGAUUGAAUACGUGCUGGGCAGCGUGUCGCACACGGCGUCGUACCUGCGCCUGUGGGCGCUGUCGCUGGCGCACGCGCAGCUCGCCGAGGUCGCGUGGAACAUGCUGCUCAGGAAAGGUAUCAGCACACUCAUCAUCAUCCACACGCUCAGCACGUGCCGGGCAGCGUGUCGCACACGGCGUCGUACCUGCGCCUGUGGGCGCUGUCGCUGGCGCACGCGCAGCUCGCCGAGGUCGCGUGGAACAUGCUGCUCAGGAAAGGCUUGCAGUCCCAGGGCUACGAGGGCGGCAUCUACCUGUACGUGGUGUUCGCGGGCUGGGCCGCCAUCUCCGUCUCCAUCCUGGUGCUGAUGGAGGGGCUCUCCGCCUUCCUUCACACACUCCGACUGCACUGGGUGGAGUUCCAGAGCAAGUUCUACGCAGGCGAAGGGUACCUCUUCCAGCCCUUCUCCUUCGAGCUGAUCCUAGACUCGGCCGGCCAGGGCGAGGAGUAGAGCACGCUCCGUGCGUCGUGAGCUUUAUGUCGCUGUCAGUAGAUUGUGCGCUUAGGGCUUCACGUAUUAGAGUCCUUUUUGCAUUGGCAAUUGGUCAAUUUAACUUGUGACUAUUUAUUGUAUUGUAUUGUUGUAUGUAGGUAUUGAGACGGAAGCGUACUUUUAAAAGCAUAGACUAGAAAUAAAGUUCAGCAUGGUAUUUGACGUGAGUUUGAAAUAGCUAGUGAUUGACAAUUAGUCAAUCAAUAUAAUAAGGUAAAAAUGUACGUAUUUUCAAUUAAUUUCUGACAUAACAAAAUUUUGAUGAAAGUAAAAUCCCUAAAUAAAUCAUUAUUUUUUGUAAAAUAAAUGAACUUUUGAAAUAUUUAAUUAUUGUACCGGGCUAUGUAAACAUGGACUAUGACGUCAGAAAUAUCUUUACAUUACACAUUCCACUAUAAUAAUUACUAUAAUGUAUGAUUUGUUGAAAGUUUCCAAACUGUAACUGCAAUAUUGAAAUAUGAUUUAAAUAUGGCUUUACCUUGUUUUACAAGCUAUUUGUAGACCCACCUUGAGUGUAAUUAAAAUAUGUUAUUUAAUUAAAUAUUAAAUACCCCCAUUGGUGGAGUUAACGAAUCAUAAAGCAUUCUACGAGGAAUUACACAAAAUAUUUGUGGACACACGAAUGUGUUAUUAAAAGUAUGCUUCCGGCUUUAUUUGAUAAGUACUAGUUUGGUAGGACCUACUAGUAUUUCAGAAUAGCUAAAUAUACCUAUUAUAAUGGUUCAUGUUAUUAGGGCUUUUACACACGGAGCGUUUAUUUUACCUAUUUAUGUAAAGAAUGUAAGACUAUAUUAACAAUAUUAAUUGUGUCUAUAAUAAGGUCACUUUUUUUAGUUGAUUUAUUUUAUAUCGAUGUCUUGAAUUACUUUAGUAAAUCAAGUUUUAGUAUCCAUUUUAAAGUGAUUAUUUAUAGAAUAAAUGCAAGAGUGACAUUGCAGAAGAAUGAAUUACAGAUUUAUUUACAUUGUAGAGUUAACAUCUUUUGAAAAUAUUCUGUUGUGAAGAAGUUAAGCGUAUGUAUAAGUUUUUUGUCUGAGUGGUGUUAUUGUUUUUUUAAUAAUUAGAAAAUUGAAGAAUUACUUCAAACAAAUACUAAUAGAAUAUAGAAUAUCCUAGUGCAUUCCAAUUUCAUUUCAGAAUAGAUAUCAUCUGGCUUAUAAAUAUGCAACAAUUGACUUACCUUUGUCUAAAAAAAUGUCACCAGUCUUUGUCUAAAACAAAACUUUAUUUUAUAUUAAAAUGCGUUUUUAUCGCGUCGUGUGUAUUAGCCCUUUUAUGUUCAAUAUAUUGAAAAUAAAAACUAUUAUAUAUCAUAUACAUAAAGCUUGUUAGACGUAUUAGAGAUUGUACUAUAAAUGAUUCGUAGUAGAUUUGUGUGAGGCAAAAUAAGUUAAUAAUGAAUGUCCUUUUUUUGUAUUUCUUUUUUAUAAUUCAAUUUUGUAAGUUCAAAUGUACUUAAAAAAAGCUGUUUUUGAAUUUCGUUUUGAAUCCCGAGGCUCUCUUUAUAUUUAAAAUAGUGGAACACUUUUAGAUAUUCUUUUCCCAUAGUGAUCGAUUAAUCAAAUAAAUGGAUAACUUGUUAAUAAAACGGUAUAAUUGUAGCCCGCGUGUAGAUGAAUUUGUAGCUUCUGGUUAAUAAAUAAAUGAUAUUCGUAGCACAAA